GACACUGCAAUGCUGAGGUUUGUGGUCCUCGCUUUUCUGGUGGCUGGUGCUUACAGCUGUGGGGUGCCUGCCAGUGCCCCAGACAUCUCAAGAGUGGUCGGGGGUGUUGACGCCCGUCCAAACAGCUGGCCAUGGCAGAUCUCUCUCCAGUACACCAAGGAUGGAAACUGGUAUCACACCUGUGGAGGAACUCUGAUCGCCACCAACUGGGUCCUGACUGCUGCCCAUUGCAUCAGCAAAAGCAGAACAUACAGAGUGGAACUUGGCAAGUACAACCUCAAGGAGGCUGAAGCCGGCUCCAUCGCUGUCCCAGCUGCUCAAAUCAUUGUUCACGAGAAAUGGAACUCCCUAUUCAUCCUGAAUGACAUUGCCCUGGUGAAGCUCCAGGAACAUGUUGCCCUGAGUGAUUCAAUCCAGCCCGCUUGUCUUCCCACUGAGGGCCAGCUGCUCGCCCAUAACAACCCCUGCUACAUCACCGGUUGGGGACGCCUCUAUACUAACGGCCCCCUGGCUGAUAACCUGCAGCAGGCUCUUCUGCCCGUGGUGGACCACGCGACCUGCACUCUGCCUGACUGGUGGGGCGGGAUGGUGAAAGAGAAGAUGCUGUGCGCUGGAGGAGACGGAGAGCUGUCCGGUUGCCAGGGUGACUCUGGCGGACCCCUGAACUGCCAGCGCGCUGAUGAUGCUUGGGUGGUCCAUGGAAUAGUGAGCUUCGGGUCUGGCUGGAGCUGCAACUACCCCAAGAAACCUACGGUCUUCACCCGCGUCUCUGCUUACACUGACUGGAUCAACAUGAACAUGGUUAACAACUGAAGAGAAGAGCAACCCCACUGCCUGUAUAAUACCUACUAAUCACAGAGGAAACUGGGCAAUAAAUAAACACUAAUAAAAUGGGAUGAAAGAGCAACGCCACUGCCUGUAUAAUACCUGCUAAUCACAGAGGAAACUGUGCAAGGAAUAAACACUAAUAAAAUGGAAUCAAAAUCA
This is a messenger RNA of Acipenser ruthenus (sterlet), 987 nucleotides long. Its product is annotated as chymotrypsin-like elastase family member 2A. Gene Ontology annotation, biological process: proteolysis. The transcript has 8 exons. NCBI's taxonomy places the organism in Eukaryota, Metazoa, Chordata, Actinopteri, Acipenseriformes, Acipenseridae. Gene Ontology annotation, molecular function: serine-type endopeptidase activity. The coding region runs from base 10 to 813 and encodes 267 amino acids. The record is from RefSeq and is a predicted model, not a curated record.